AUGUCGGAUAUAUUAUGCAGGUGGCUAAACGUAGAGCUCCGGCUAUCAAAAACCGUUGACCCCAGGUCCAUCUCUAAGGAUUUUGCAAAUGGCUAUCUUAUUGGAGAGGUCCUGCAUAAAUAUCAACUGCAGGGGGAUUUUGACCUGUUCUUAAAGAGCAACACUGCAAACUCAAAGCUGAAUAACUUCACACUCAUGGAACCCACAUUGCAACUGCUCGGAGUUUCCUUCGACCUGAGCAUGGCCCAAGCAGUGAUGCGGGAGCAGCACGGUGCUGCCACGCGGCUGCUUUAUCAGCUCUUCAUACUGCUGCAGAAGAAGAGGAAAGCCGGCCUGACAGGCACAGCUAUGGAGGCUAUGCAGCCAGCUGCCACAGCUUGCCUCCACCGCGUUGAGAAUGACAUCUACUCUGAGCGCCUGAGGACAGUCGUCAAGAGAGAGGCUGAUCUGAAACUCCAAAAAAUCGCUCUGAAGUACGAAAUCAAAGGUCGAGAGAUAUAUGACAAGUCUGUCAUGGCCCACUUUGUGGAGCAGCAGAGACGGCAGAAAGUGCAGGAAGAGAUGAGACUCCAGGACAUUGAAAAGCACCGACAUGCACGCAGAAAGCAGCAUGAGAUAAUGACUCGAAUUCAGACCGCCAUCAUCCAAAUUCCCAAACCCCCGCCCAACCGGACAUUGAAGGCCCUGGAAAAACAACAACAGAACCGGAAGAAGCAGGAGGCUCAGAAGGUUCACAUGGAAAUCGCCCAGUUUGAGAAGAUCAGGAAGAAGUUGUCACCUGCUGGCGGCUUUGGCACCUCCUCUUUGAGGUACGUAAGCCAUGGCUCCCAGUUGCAGAGGCCUGAGGAGCUGGCUCAGGCCAACAGCGAGUACAUCCAGAAAAUCCGCCAGAGGCUGGAGGAGGAUGCAGCAGCUCGUCAGCAGAGGGAGAAACGCCGCCGCCGCGUCCUAGUGGAACAAAUGAAAGCCCACGAGGCCCAAGAGGAGGCCCUUCGAGAGGAGCAGCUGGUGGAGCGUCUGACCCGUCAGUCCCAGCUGGAGAGACGCCUGGCCGUCCAGCUCAUGCAGCUCCGCCAGCAGAAGGACGUUCUCCGACAGAACCGAGUGUUCCGCGAGAGACAGUACCAAGAGCAACGGCUGAGGGAUUUCCAAGAGGCCUUGGAGAGGGAGGCGGCUCUAGCACGCCAGGCCAGUUUGGAUCACGCCGAGGAAACUCGGAAGGAGAUUGAGCUACAUGACAGGAUAGCGACGGAGCGCGCCCAGGCUCGCUACAGGAAGCACUCUGACAGCUGCCGAGAAAUACUGGAGCAGAUAGUGGACCUGGCCACGAAAGCUGGAGAGUACCGCCUCCUCACUGGAAAUCUUAUCCCUGGGAAGUUGAUGCGGGAAUGGAAGGAGCUCAUGUUUUGCGGGAAGCCCCUGUAUGACAGUGGCAGUCUGGAGGAGCUACCUGCUGACCCCACCCCAGAGCAGUUCAUUGAGGUUGAGAAACAGGAGAUCCUUAACAACCAGGACUAUGAUGAGUAUAUGAGUAUGACUGGUGAGUGGACCUGGCCAGAGGAUGGGGAGACAAAGCCCCCCCCAUCCAACAACAAUAUCCUGGGACAUGUGGUGCUCCGCUUGCAGACUAUUGUGAACCCCCCCAAACCAGACACCCUUCCUCCGUUCUUUCCUCGGUUCACACUGAAAGCCUGUGUGCUGGGGAAGCUUUUCUCCGGGAAGACCACAUGCUUAACCAGGAUUGCCAAAGUCCAUCACAUCCACAUCCUGUCAGCUAAUGUUCUGAUCCAGGAGGCCCUGGAUGCACAUCAGCUUGGACGUGAGCUCUCUGUGAGGGCCCAGCAUGGAGCAGCAGUGGAAAAGUUUCUCAGGAAAGGGAGAUCCGUCCCAGACGAGCUGCUUGUGGACAUUGCAGUCGAAGCUAUCAGGGCAAUCCCAGCAGACUCAGGCUGGAUUCUGGACGGCUUCCCGGUCGAUUUGACCCAGGCCAAGCUUCUGGAGAAGGCCCUGGGAGGCUCGGACACCGGGAAGGAGAGGAAGAACAAGCGGUCCAACCUGUCUGUGGAUAGCAACGCGCCUAAGGAGCCGCCUCCUCCCUCUCCUGUGCUGGACCUAGCUCUGCUGCUUGACGUGUCUGAUGACCACGUUUUGGACAGGGCGGCCAAGCAGGCCUAUGAGGAGGAGAGGUCUGGCCCGGCCGGGGCUGGUGAGGAGAGCUGUGCCCCUGCUAGAGAGCACAAUGUUGUCAUCGCCAGGGACAAGAGCCUGGGGAAGAGACAGAUCCAGCACAGGAUCACAGCCUUCCAGGAUACCUGGCCCAAGCUGGAGAAGUGGUUCUCUGGUAAACAGAGCAUUCUGAUGAGACUGAAUGCUGAGAUGUCGGAGGACAUGCUCUUUAGAAAAGUGGAAUCCAUCCUGUACCAGGUCAUGAUGCAGUCGGAAAAAGGUGAGGUCGUUGUUUUGGACAGUGGAAAGGCACCAGCGGUCUCAACUGCUCUCGUCCAGGUAACUCCGGUUGCGGUCCCAGCUCCCACUGAGUCCACCCUCACCCAGGAGGGCCUGACUCCAGCUGUGAAAUGCUCCAGCUCCAAGUCCAACUCUCGCUCCCCCAAAGGUUCACAGAGCAACAUCGAGAAGAGCACAUCCGAAGGGAAAGAUGUUCAUCGAGGAGCCGUGGGGCAUUCUAGGACGUUGUCCAUAGCCUCCUCCUAUGAGAAUUCCCAUGGUGGGAACACCAGCCCUACAGAGCCCCUUGCUCCCACCCCUGGAACUGCACACUGGGUGUACGUGGACGAGCCCCUUCCCAAGGAGAUACCAGAGUACCUGGUUCCAUACUGGGAGAAUGUGUGUAACUCCUAUGUGACUAACGUCAAGGCCGUGAUGCAGAACCUCCGCACAGAACGCAUCUUGAUCAUUCACCAUCUGUUUAACAUCAGAGAGGAGUUUAAGCAGUACCUCCGACGGCCCGACCUGAAGCAAGAGUUCGUGUCCCAGUGGCAGCAGAACUAUAACAGCAUCCCCAAGGACAUGAGAGAUGACGAGGAGACCAAGGCAGAGCUGCACCAGCGUCUGGAUGACCUGCGCGAGCGUCUGUGGGACAUCUGUGAUAAGCGUAAGGAAGAAGCGGGGCAGGAGCGGGCGGCGAUCAUGUGCGACGGCUGGCUGGAAGACCACACGGCGGUGCUCAUCAACCAUUUCUCCACACUAAUGCAGGUGGAAGUGGACCGAUUCCAGGACUCUCUACGUCUCCUGCGGGAUUACUACACAGGCAUGUACAAACAGGUGCUGUCUGAGGCGGGGCCAGAAUUCACCUGUAUUCCACUGCUAGACAUCGUGGUGCUGGAGGAGCCAGGAACCCAGACUGACAAAUCCAAGAGUUCUGAAAGAGUCACCAAGAGUGCUGGUAAAAGAGACUCUGAAGGAGAUGAGAAGAAGAAAACCAAAGUUGUUCCACUGAUUCCCCGCAGACCUCCCUCUACUGAAGUGGCCUCUAUGAAACAGAAAGGCUUCCAGGACCCUGACGAGAAGCUGCUGCAUGACAUCUAUCAGACUGCUCUGACAGCCAUCAACAACAUGGUGUCAGUGGAGGCGGUGCAGCGCGAGGCAGAGGAGAAUGAGGAGGCUCAGCAGCAGAUGGAUAGACAACGGCUACAGAGAAUGUCCCAAGCCUCCGCCUCCGCCGCCGCCGCAGCCAACUCUGGCAAGGACAAGAAGAAAGCUGGCACCAAGAAGAAAGGCCCCCCCUCCCCUGCUCAGGAGCCCAGUCCACCCCCUGCCCCAGAGGAAGAUUCAGAGGAGGUCUGCAAGAGGGCCAUACGAAACAAAAUCAGACAGGAGUAUGCUGCAGCCCUCGACCAUGAAGACAGUGCAGUGAAGGUGCGUGUGGAGCUGGUCAAGGCCUGUGCUCUGUGCAUGGUGAGGGUUCUGCACAGACAGGCAGAGCAGGCCUUCAGGACCAUGGAGGAGUGGCUGGGAGCCCGCUUCCUGUCUGAGAUGAACAGCAUUGACCAGCUGGCUGAGGUGGUGCGUCACCACAUCGAGUCGGCCGCCAAGCUCCAGAGUGAACUGAUGCUGGUAUGCACCGACUUCUUCCUGAACGGGGACAUGCGGGUUGUUGUCAGCCCCCCUAACCCUCCUCGCCCCGCCCCUUUGGAGCUUCCCACAGACAGUACUCUCACCAUCCUGCAGUUGGAGGCCUUCUACCGCCAGCUACGCAAGGUGGCGCCCACAGGUGUGCAGUGCAGUACUGACUUCUGGGAGAUCCUGCAGGAGAUCACCUCUCUGAACAUGGGGACCAACGCUCUGCCAGACCCCUGGAUGCACAUCUCAGAGUCUCAGCUGGUGGAGCUGGUGUCGACGCUAACCCAGAACACAGAGAUGCUGGACUGGCGUCAGUUCCUGCUGAGUGCCGCCCUCCCCUGGCCCACCCCCACUCUGCCUCAGCUGCUGCAAGUGUUGGCCCGCUUCAAGAUGGCGGACGCUGGGGCCACAGGGUCUUUGACUGAGGAGCAGUACUUAAAGGUUGAGUUGUGGUUCCCCAGUGAGCGGGCACUGUCCAUUCCCGAAGACCUGUCUGAGCCACUUCCUUACGAUCGCUUGGCUAAUCUACGGAAGUUUUUCUUCCUGCUUUUCGCCGACCCCAAUUGUUCGCCAGCUCGUGUCGACUACGUGACCAUGCUGCUGUACUUCGCUGCCCACCCUGACCCUAUGCAGGGCUUUGUCCGAGCUCUCAGUGUCGUCAUGGGACAGCCACUUCGACACCACUCUAGCAGUAGACUUCUCAAGUCGGUGCCUUACAUGGAGGAGGGGCUGAGUGAGUCGACCGAGCUAGAGGAGGAGGUGGAGACUCAGGGGGGGCCAAGAGGGGAGGAGGGGGUGUCCAUCCCUGCCCUCCUCAGAGCUAUCUGUCACGGGGGAGCCUGGGAGGCAUGCCACAACCGCUUCCAUCCCAACUGGAAGAGUCCUGAUGAAUAUAAAGAGGACUUUGUGAAGGUCUACAGAGAACUGGGGUACAAGGUUGAGGACAAGAUUCCAUUCUCCAUCCUAUCCCAGCAUCCGGUCAUACAAGAUCUGAUCGAGGGCUCCGCUCAAUACCAACUCAUUGAUAUUCACCGAGCUCUGCAGGUCCAACAGAGCGAAGGGGAGCCUCUGUCUUUGAUGGUGUCUUAAAAUAAAUAUACCUAAUAUAUCACGCAGUUAACUCUCACAAGCUAACCUGAGAUUCCCAUCCACUUAGAAAUGCAGUUGACUUAAAAUA
This is a messenger RNA of Salvelinus namaycush (lake trout), 5257 nucleotides long. RefSeq names its product sperm flagellar 2 (gene spef2). Bases 1 to 5169 code for a protein of 1722 amino acids. Gene Ontology annotation, biological process: sperm axoneme assembly. The transcript is spliced from 36 exons. Lineage: Eukaryota; Metazoa; Chordata; Actinopteri; Salmoniformes; Salmonidae. The record is from RefSeq and is a predicted model, not a curated record. Gene Ontology annotation, molecular function: protein binding. Gene Ontology annotation, cellular component: sperm midpiece; manchette.